UUCACGCAACACAAUCAGUCAGUGUAGUGCGCUCAUGCCGGUAGGACAUGAGGCCCCUCACAAUAAUAUAGAAUCUAAAGAUAAUAAACAGUUCUCUUCUGUAUCGACUACUAUAUAUACAGUGAGUAUCGCUUUAGGUGGACACUUUAACGGGCUUGACUCCUGCGGUGGAUUUCCACGCCCAGCUGUGCUCCCCUUGAGUCGGAUGAAAUCGUCCAGGCAGUCUUUCAGAUAAGCUCAGUCCUUACAUCCAUGGUGGUGCAGCUAGCUGAUGGAAAGGAAGGCCGGCAAACAGCUCAACAUGGUCUCCAGGCUGCCCAAGUUUACUUCUCGCUCCUCAGCUACAACCACAAACCCCCUUCACCAAGGAUCUGCCCUCCCUGUCUCCUCUUUGGGGUGUAAAGGUUCACCUCAGGGGCGGCACACUAUUUUGACACGAGUGCCAUCACUGAAGUGGAGAAAGGGUGAAGAGGACAGUGGAAAUAAAGUUCAACAUUCUGACAGCUUGGAAGAGGAGACAAGUGUAGCUAUAUGUCCCCCUGUGGUUAAAAAGCCAUCUCCCACAGAUGCGGUUAAAUUAAAGAGUGUAGUCCCCAUUGCACAAAGUAGUAGCCCAAGGACUAUAUCCCAGCCCAGCAAAACCUAUCCCCGAAUGACUGCUCUCAAACGCCUCUCCGCAGGGCAUGCCCUCUAUAAUGGCACCGCUACUCUGAAAGCCAGUGGUGUUAAUGGACGUUGUGGGUCUGGCCUCUCAGGGUCUGGUCUGGAAUAUUCAUCCCAACAAAGAAGCCUGGAGAGCACACUGUCCCUAUCCAACGAUAGCCUCAAGUCAGCCUCUAAAGAGAACAUAGUGCGCUCUCUGAGUUUGACCCACUUCAAGAGGGUAGCAUCCCCCACCAACCUUCCUAUGACCCGUUCCUUUUCUUUUAACAAAGCUUCAGAGCUGGCUAAAGAGCUUCCAAAACCCUUAGCACAAUCUCCAGUGGCUAGGUCACCCCUCAUUAAGCCAAAUCCGCUAUUAUCUGAAGGUAAAGUGAGCAAGUAUGGGAUUGCAAGUCCCUCUGUAACUACAAGUAGUGGGCCUUUGCCAAAAGGUACAAUAAAGAAAUCCCUUUUACCCAGCUUCUUGGGUAACAAGCCCUCAGCACUCAGCUACAGACUGACACGUCCAUCACUCAUCAAGUGUCCUCCUCUUGUUGUAGCUGAGACUGUCCAGAAUGAAGCAGAAUUGAAUCGAAAGGUCAAAGAUCCUACACAGGUAGCAGAAACCAGUUCAGAAGCAACUAGCAAUGCUGAAAGUGCUGGAACUACUCCGGAUGAGACCCCAUCUGAAGCAAAGGAGGUAGAUCACGGUCUAGGCCCUUCCUUGGAGGUCUUGGAGAACAUGUCGCUAUCAUCCACCUCCUCCCUGGAGCACAACGACACUAGUGAGGAGUACAUUGAUGACUUUGAUAAUCUCGGGAAUGGAGGCGAGAUCUUGCUGUUGCCUGUCCACCAAGAUGGGUUAGACCACAUAGGACUAUGUGAGGAUGACAACGCUCUAAUCGCUGAGUGUAGUGAGUCAUCACCAGUGACCAGCUUGCACAGCUUCCUGUCUGAAACCGUUGAUUGGUCAGGGAUGGGCCUCACAGCUGGUAAAGAUGGCUUUGAGCAUGAGACUUUGGCUGCUGUAGGUGAUUUUCAUCACGGCUCAUCUCUGGACCUGUCACCCUCGGUCAGCUCCGGUGGAACCUACAUGUGGGAUGAAGAGGGGCUGGAAGCACUGGGUGGAUCUGGACAUCUGUGUGGGAGUUAUGACUCUGAUCUCAACAGCAUGGACAUUCUCAGCAACCUGGAGAAUGUGGAGUCAUGUGACCUGGGGGACGAUGACCUCAUAAUGGAUUUGGAUCUGUCUGAAGAUGCAUCCUUACACAGCAACACUGAUGGGAUGUUAUCGUACGAGUGCUCUGAAACAGGCGGUCAGCUGAAUCAGAGGAGGACUCGACUGCAGCGCUGGGGCCUUCAUGAUCAGUUCCGCUGUGAAAACAGAAGUGGAGGUCUGCAGACAUUUGAUGGCUGUCAGGGACAGGGGUCACAGAGGUCGCGGUCGGAUCUUGUGAGGCUGGAUGAGUUGACUCUGAAACACAUGGCUGAAGACUGCUCCUCUGUCAAACUACAGCUGCUUCAGCUGCAGGCACUGCUACAGAUGGAGGCAGAUGGUUCAGCUGAAGACACUUCAGAAGCUCCAGAUACCCCAGAAUCUACUGACCAAUCUUUACUUAAUCAAAAGGUGACGCUGCUCCUGAAAGAGGUGGAGGAUCUGAGAACUGAACUCGGAAGCAAAGACAGAAUGAUCACUGAACUCUCACAGCAGCUGUGUUCUCCAGUGGAGGUCCUGCAAUGUCACUGCCAGCAGAGGUCAGAGGGUCACAGGGGGUCAGAGGAGCACCUAGACAAGAGUACUCAAACACCAUGGAGAGCACAUAAUCCUCAGAUACUACAGGCUCCCAGAUUCUUGCCCAGCAAGCUUCUCAACCCCAAAAGUCUUUCGAGGUCAACCCCUACAGAGGCCCCUUGUGACAAUGUGGAUGCCCAGCCUGGUCACCGCCCACUGACACCCCAGUCCUGCUCUACAGACAUGCAAAGUCCCAUUACUGUUGAGUCCAGCCCAAACUGUACUGUACCAACGGUUCCUAUUCCUGCUGAUAGCAUUACUGCCUCCUUGUCAAGAACUUUGCAGAACUCUGAUCCUGAUGAGCUCAGCCUCACAAGCAGCGACCUUUCAAUCAGUGAGACAGCAUACACAACAGCUUCUUGUAGCCUUGGCUUGAGGCUUGAGAGAGGUUCCCAAAAACUCCCAUUAGGAAGAAGUAGGCUUUCGACUCUACAACCACCCAGCUUCACCAAGAGGGCUUCAACUCUCAUCAAUCCCGAGGAAGUACAUCGGGUCAGCAUGCUCUCAGGAGCUCUCAAAAGGCUGGGAACUUCAGGUCCAUCCAGGAUAAGACGUCAGCCCUUGCCAGCUCACGGACUACCCUGCAUCAGCCCCGCCCACCAAGCAACCAUUCCCACCACCACUGUAGCACUGAUAUAUAACCCACAAAAUGAAGGGGUCAGACAGUCUCCUCCUCACACAGAGAUGGAGAUCAGUUUACCCAGAACCUCUGCACACCUCCAGCCCAACCAUUCCCGCCUUCCCAAGGCCAAGCGCACACAACAAGACUGAAGGUCAUCGCUCUGUACACAUUUAGACACUCACAAGCUGGGAUUCCAUCCACAUAUUUGCUGGAUAGAAACACCAAGAUGCAAAUAAAGUUUCCAUAAUGCACAUAAAUGUAUACACCCGCUUGAGGUGGACACAUUUUUUAUAUUCGGUAUGAAGACGUGCAGAAACUACAGUGGAAACACAUUUAGCAAAUAUAUUCCUAUAGAAUUUAUAUAGGAAUAUACUGUAGAUGCGCAUCAAAAAAGUCACAUGACUUUGUCUCAACAAGCCAUGUGAAUACAUAAUUUGCAAAGAGAAAAUCAUCGCCUAGCAUCUGAAAUGUUGCUCUUGUUAUUGGGAAAUGCCAAAGCCUGUCAUCAUAAUGACUGGCUACUAUUACCUCCCAAAACUGUGUGACAUGCUUUCACUUCACAAUUUGUCAGAGCAUUUCGUCUCUGCGCUCUAAACCGCGUGUAAUUUAUUACAUUGAAUAAAAGAGCCACAGAGCCACCUCCAUUUUCAUUUCUAUUUUGUGCCAAUUUCCCUAAAAGUGACAAUUUUGUCAUCUUAAUCACAUGGUCGAAACACUGCUUUAUAAUUUAUUUAUUUUUUGCGAUGAUCAGAGUUUUUAACUUGUAUGGAAACAUAGCUACACUCUCGUUUUUGGUCGUGUUGGUGCGCACAGUAUAUGACUGAUCGUAGACUGUGUACGUCAAAUUACAAGAUCAUUCUCUUCACUGACUGAAGCUAUGAUCUCAAAAUGUUUUCUCACACAGACAUUGCAACGGGAGAUUUUAUCUUGACAGCAUAUCAACAAACAUGAAGGAAGGGUUGUGGUGUUGAGAGAAUGAGCCAGAAAAUUGAGAGAAUGAAACAGAAAAUAUUGAUGAGGCAGCAGUUUUAUAUUUUUUUACCUCCUGCUGCCCAAAGCAUUGCUCUCCUCUUGCAUGUCACUGGCUGUUGGUCAUUGUAGCUCUCUAGCUCUUGCCGGGACAGUGCUUACACCUGACGACUGGAAGAUUAAAUGUCUGAGUCUCAGAAGUGCACACACUAGAAGACAGCCUGUGACUGAAUAUCAAAAAAAUGAACUUCAGUCUUGUAGCGUGCACUUGGCUCAAGCCGAAGUGACCCAGUGACCAUCUCCCAGGCAGCGCUGCAUGAACAAUAACCUCCUCUGAUUGUCCUCCUUCGUGACUCGCCAGAGGGCAGUGAGGCUUUAUUGGGGCAGGUCUCCUGCCUGAGCUUGAGGUAUUCUUUUAAACAUGACUGAGCACGCUGCACUGCUUGAGGUGCUGGGCCCCAAAUAAAUAAUGCACUCAAGGUUGCACUUGAAGCUAGCCACAUUGCUCUGUGAAGUAGAAAUAAAAUCAAAAUUAGCCCAGCUUUAAACAUGAUGUGUUAUUCCACUGUGGCUGCCAGUUGAAAGCUAAAUAAGGAUUGCAUAAAAUGUGUUGAAUGUGGGAGGUAAUUUGCAAGACACUAGAUCCUGUCUUCUUACCUUUUACCUUGAAUAAUCAAUAAUACAAUGAACCUCCAAGAAAUACGGCCUGUGUAAGAGAAAGUAAAAGAAUAAGCCAGUCUGUUUUAUGUUUCAUAUAUCUACAAAAACAAGCCUACCAAUACAGAUUCGCUUCAGUUUGCUUCAGCUUCACCUCUACAUGACAAGCAUUGCAGAAAGUGUCACAGAGGGGCGAUUUAAUGAGAGGUGUAAACAUUAAAAACACAUGUAUUUGGACUUGCACCCUUUCUACACCUGAUACGAGCGGCACAUCAUGUCAUGUCAAAAGCAAUAGAACCCAUUAUAAUCAAUGAUGCUGUCUACGCUGAUAGGAUAACAACUGAAAACAAGCAGAGUGUCGAUAUUGUCCCUGCUUCACUUUUUGUAUACCUCUCACAAGUCCUCAAGAGAGACUUUAAUUUUCUUUUCUUAACUACCACCACAUGUGGUACGUGUGAAGCAUGGGUUAUGAUGAAAAGUUCCCACUGAGAUUUUCAAAGGAGCCGUCUCCUCCAAUUGCUUCUCUUUCCUUCUCUCUUCGUACCUUUGUUCCUCACUGCUUGCAUUAGGAUGGUGUCCUGCAGGCAUUUGCCUCCCACCACGCCACCUAAUGAGAAUAAAUUGUGAAAGCUAAGUCAAAAUUAACAGCAGAAAGUGUUGCAAGGACUUGAAUACAAUGUAAAAUAUAUAUAUAUAUAUACUAUAAAAGAUGAAAUAACAUCUCGUUGUGGAGAGCAUUGGCCCUUACGGUGAGGUAGUUUGAAGUGGUUGGCAUGGUUACUUUACCACUACUGUGAUUUUGCCAAGUAAGAUAUGAUCCUGGAUCAACAUCCUUCAUGGAGCAAUUCCUAUCAACUAAUCAUGUUUAAGGGUUAGGUUUAGGCCUAUGGCAGGGAGUUUGAGGCAUGAACAACAAUCAGAUUUAAGGGUUAGGUUAGGGUUAGGUUUAAGGAUUAGGCCAAGGGCAGUGGGUUUGAGACUUGCACAAUACAAUUUAUUGUUUUGGUUUGGUUAGAUCAGGUUAGGUUUAGGACUAGGGUUAGGCCUAGGUUAGGGGAUUUGAGGAUCGAACAACAUUCUUUUCAACCAGUCAUUUCCCUCUGAUUUUAGGGAUGGGUUAGGAAUAGGAAUAGGUUUAGGACUCGGAUGUUUGACUAAAUGUUUUUCCAGGACCUUCAAAAGAUGUUAAUCCAGGAACACGCCCUACUUGGCAAAAUCUUGAUGUCCAUUACUUGAUAUUACGGCCAAAUGAUUACGCACACAAAUUCAAGAGUAGUGCAUGAUUGCAAAGCAUUGAACAAGGACAUUUUUUUAUGUAAAGCCAUUAAAUAGCCUAAGGCCUUUAAUCCUAUGAUGUUCAGGGCAUAUCUAAUGAUGAUGUGAAGUGCAUUAGUACAGUACUGCAUAUCUUUUUGAAGCAAAGAUUUUGGGUGUAUUUGCACAGCCCAAGCAUCAUCGUAUUUCUAAGCUUCUUAAAAUACUUAAACUUGUACUCAUUCUGCAUGUAUUAUAUUGAUAAAAAAUGAUCAAUAAUAGUCACCUACAUGAAUCUUGGUAUACAUUUUCUAUGCAACGCAAUAUUUGGCAUUCCAUCAUUUGUAGAAUGGUAGUGGGAACAACAGCCGAGACAAACUUGAUCAACAACGUGAUUUAUUCUGUUAUUCAAUGCAACAGCCAUUAUUUAUUUAGAUUUCUGAUUUCUUGCUUUCAGAACAGUCCGUCUUUCUUUUCAAUCCCCACCUAUGAUGAAAGAAAAGAAACUGGAAAGACUUUCUCUUUGUAGUUUAGUUUAAAAGAAAAAAUGCCCAAGCUUUGCAGCAGUAGCCCCCUACUUUCAUUCCACUUCUAUUCACAUCAAGCUUCACUCCCACCUCCUCAGGCUGUCUGAUUGCCUUUGCUGUCUUACCAAACACUGCAGGAUGCGGUUAGUGUAGCCACUGACUUAUCUGCUGCGAAUAUAUCAGGCCCAUCACUCAGCAGUAUCUCACCUCGCCUGGCAACUCGCUGCAUGUAUCACGGCAUCAACGCCUGCAAGUCAAACUGUUUAUCUCUGUGUGUCAAUCCAUUUUAUCUAAUUUACAUCUCUGCAAAGCUUUGCCACUUCGACAUGCACGCAAGUCACCUCUAAUGAGGCUGUCGAGAUGACAUCCACCUUGCGUCAGGCCCUCAAUAUGUUCAAAACGGUUUGACGGUACAGAGCCUUAAUACGGUGGUGAGGAACCAAGGAGAACUUGGGAUGCCAUGGAUGGAUUAGUCCCAAACCCUCACCCUAAUCCGUAAAUCCUCCUCAACAUGCACUCACCUCACAAAAUGCUCCUGUCACUACCACUAAUCUAUGAUCCUGCCCCCUGCUAUUGUUGGAAAAAGCAUGUUUGAGUGCAUAGACGUGACCUCUCUGAUGGACCUGAGAUGAGAUGGUGCUCUCUUGCUAAAGUGCUCUGGAGUGACGAUGAUAGUCCCUGUUGAUGGCGGAUAGUAGCACCCUCAUUGAAGGCCAAAGCGAACACUCUAGCAUCUUAUCCUUUCAUUUACUACUGACAAAAAGCACCCAGAGAGAGAGAGAGAGAGGUCGUUUACAUACUUAUGCGUGUGCAUCAGUACACACAUGGAGUGAUUCACUGGAAAGCUCUGAUUUUGAGUAUCGAAGCGUAAUGGGUGGUUAAUGCUGUUUGUCCUUUAUAUAAAAAUCACUGCUUGGUGUUUAUUAAAAGAUGAAGUAUGUGACUUUCUGCACCCAAACAGAUUUGCAAAAAUAAUGACACUUUCACCAUCAGUUAUUGGUUGGCAAUCAAGUAGUUCAGCCCCAAAUUCAUGCCAUUGGUUGAGUCAAUAAGUUUGCAUACACUUUAAAAGUUCGAUUUUAGUCUGACUACAACAAUAAUUUGUCUUCUUAAAAUUCAUCAUGUACCAUUAAAGAUGUUUGCGAAGUCAGACUAACAUACCUAGAUAAUGCGAUUGUUGCUUCACUUUGUGCAGCAUGAAAGCAUGUUAAUCAGAACACAACUGGCCUUGGUGAUGACGACUGGGGUUGCCAACCAUCCUGUAUAAUAUGUAGUUGUCCAUUUUCAUAUACAAUUGUCAAUGUUACAAAUUACAGAUUAGAAUGGAACCCUAAAUUGAGAAGUAGUGAAAGAUCUUACUUGGAAUAUAUGCAGGUUAUACAUUGCAUUGCUCAUUGUAGAAGAGAGAGAGAUGACCAAAGAUGGCAGCGUGUAGGUUGCGUACUUCCGGUGCUGCAUGUGCCAGUCGAACAUUUGCCAUUGAGAUGGAUAGGAAUGCUAAUAGAUGGCUCUCUCCAGGUUUUAUAUACCACUCUGGCCCAGUCAUGCCGCUAAAACAGAAUGCAAUUCCCUUUGGUGCCAAUAGUGGCGCAGAAAUUACACAGCAUUGUAAUAUCAUUGUUGUAUGACCUACCACGUUAAUCAUUUAGUGUAGUACUUACAUGUCAUACUUUUAUCUUGGUUUAUAAUGCGUCAGUCUAUAAAGAGUCAUUAUAAGAAAUUAUAACGAUAGAUACAAAUAUGGCUUGGAGUAUUAUUCUAGCAUUUUUGCACUGCAGAGGUGCCUUCUGAUUAAGUUGAGGUCUCUAAUUUUACGCAUUCUCAAUUUGCUCUCCUGUCUCUGAUGAGAUUAGUUUAGUUCAUGUAGUUUUAAGUUGUCUUUACUUUGCACAGACUUAAUUGCAUAAAUUUGAAUAGUGUAGGCUGCAGACUUUAUAUCGGUACUUUUUGGUGUCUUAGCUGAAAUAACUACUGAAAUAACAACUCACUUCUGUGUGGCGAAAUAUUAUCAGACCUAAUUGUCACUGCUGUGUUGACUGGUGUACUUGGCCAUGUUUUGCUCUCUGAAACCCCUUUUCCAUCAACAAGGUGCCAGUGGCCAAUCUGGUUGUCCAAAAGUUUCUUAAAAAUCAGCUCUGUGCUGGUCCCUGAAACGUGUUUGUCUCGAACCAGGAACCGCUAACAUCAGUGGCAGGGGGCAUGAUAAUGUCCUUACCACAUAAAGCUUUCAAUCAACAACAAUUGAGUCCGGCUAGAUUUGCGCAAAGCAAACUAGAUUGCGCCCAUUAUAAUCACUGAAACUGUGUACACUGGAAGUGGCAGAAGCGGCGAAUCACGUCACGCAUUUAAAUGAAGGACACCAUGUUGUAUUUUUUUGUUGCACAGCAGCUCCAUUAAGUUUAUUUUCCCAGGUCUGUCAUAAAAUAAAUAAUUUUAUUUUUAAUUCCAUGUGAAUUGAUUGCUAUAAAUUGUAUUGGUAACACUUUAUAAUAAGGUUCCAUUCAUUAAUAUUAGUAAAUGCAUUAAGUAUCAUGAACUAACAAUGGAAAAAUAUUUUGCGCAGCAUUUAUUUAUAUAUCUUGGUGAACGUUAAUCAAAAUACUAUUGUUCAUUAUUCAUGUUUGUUCAUAUUGCAUUAACUAAUGUUAACUUAUGUUAUGUGAGAAGGAACAAAUCAGAGUUUCUAGAAACAGCUUUGCGUCACAGUUCUGUUGGUGUUUAUUUUGCGAAAAUUACAGUAUGAAUGCACAUCAUCCCGCUUGUUACAAGGCUACUCGCCUGUAACGUACUUGCAGAGAUCACAGAGUGAUAUGAGAAGUUGGAAAGAUGACUCGCAAUACCCGAAUGAGUGGUCUGAUAUCACUUUAUCCAUGGAUAUGCAGUUGUUAUUCAGAAAUAAUAGACAGCUAGACAGCAUGAUUGACCAAUCAGAAUUGAGUAUUCCAGAUAGCCUUGUAAUAACUAAUGUUAACAAAUACAACCUUAUUGUAAAGUGUUAGCAUUGUAUUUGUUAUAUAUUUAACUUUUGUAACAUCACAGCCAGCUUGUGAUGACAUAAAGUCAUUAAAUUAAGCACAGUGGAAAAGGGGUACGAAUGAUGCAGAGAUUCUCAAUUGUAUAAGGUAUACAAAAUAAGAAAACGACUGAACUUGUGAUACGCUACUGUCCUUACAAAGGUCAAAAGGUUCUUAGGAACUAGAACUCACUAUCUGUUACUUCACAUUUAUUUUAAAGGAAUAGUUCACCCAAAAAUAUAAAUUCUGUCAUUUACUCACCUUCAGGUUGAUCAGGUUGCCUUUCUUUUUCUGUAGAUCUCAAAAGAUCUAUUGAACUAUUCCUUUAAGUCUGUAUAAAAUGCGCACACACUGAAACUAUGCUUUUGUGGUCUUCCCAUAGCUGUAAGUGUUGACUAUAUAGAUUACUUGAAACUUUGUGUAGCUAUACAAAACUCAUAUGAGCUCAUGUCUUUAAAGGUGGUAACAUUAUAAUAAACACUAGUUUAUUUUGCAGAUUGAAGUUGCUUUGACCUGUGAUGUCCCUUGUUUCAUUUUGCGCAUGUUAACGUUUAUGGAACAAUAUCACUGUCCGUGUCAUUAUGUCUCCUAGUAGUAUCAAGUACUUACACUGCAACAUGUUUAUACAUAACAUUGAUGCAGAAACACUUUUAUUUGUUCUUUAAUUGUACUUUGUGUUGUGUACAAUCUUUCUGUUUACUUGUUCUUCAUUUGCGCUACAACUGAGAACUUAUGAAAAUGCACUGCUUUAUGAUGUAGAAUUCUGGUUAAUUUAUUUGUGCAUUAUUUACAAGAGUGUGUAAAUCUCACGAAAAAUUCCUUAAUCAGAUAUGCACUUUAAAUGUAUGUUUUUAUGGUGAUGUUUUCGUGUGCAGUGUGAGUGUCUAAGAUCUCUAAAUAAAGAUGCCACCAAAAUCAAGUCUCAUGGUGUGUGUGUGUACAUGUGUACUGCUUGGGAUCAAUAGCACUCCACUGUGCUGUGAACACAAUGUAGAAUUCAUGUCUUGAUGGGUGCUAUUUUCAAGUGUCUGGAUGUCUGAAUAGUUAUUUGUGUCCAACCAAGCUACAGUAUGAGAAGCAGUGAAAAAAGAGGUGUGCAGAGGGAGACUUGAGGCUGUGAUGGACAGUGACAGAAGAGUGGAAAAAGGUCCAGAGUACUACAGAGUGCUGACCAGGAAGUAUUGGGCUGCUGGCAUCAACUUCAAGGCCUAUUCACAUCAAGACAUUCCUGUGGCUCAGCUGGAAGAACACGGUGCUAGAUACA
This is a messenger RNA of Myxocyprinus asiaticus (Chinese sucker), 10741 nucleotides long. RefSeq names its product coiled-coil serine-rich protein 2b (gene ccser2b). The transcript is spliced from 10 exons. The record is from RefSeq and is a predicted model, not a curated record. Bases 272 to 3205 code for a protein of 977 amino acids. Gene Ontology annotation, molecular function: microtubule binding. Lineage: Eukaryota; Metazoa; Chordata; Actinopteri; Cypriniformes; Catostomidae. Gene Ontology annotation, biological process: microtubule bundle formation. Gene Ontology annotation, cellular component: microtubule cytoskeleton.